Messenger RNA from Owenia fusiformis, 1003 nucleotides. The record is from the annotation of a GenBank genome assembly. NCBI's taxonomy places the organism in Eukaryota, Metazoa, Annelida, Polychaeta, Sabellida, Oweniidae.
UGGACGACACUUAUGUUCGUUCAAUGCCAUGUAUAUUUCGUAUUCUAUCAUGAGCAAUCAUGCACUUUCCAUGAAUUUUUGGGUCUACAAGAAUUACUUUGAAAUGUGUAAAUGUCUUUGAUUCAAAACACAACUUCUUCAAGGAUGCCUUUCCUGAAUGAUACAUUGUCAUCUCAAAAUCAAACCCAAGACAGUAGACAUUUUGAGGCUGGAAAUGAAUCGACAUCAACUGUUUUUGUGAAUAACCUAACAGUUACAGAGGUUAAUCAGAAUCAUGAAUCGCUGGUAUUUGAGCCGUUGGUGGUAUUCAUGAUAACACUCAAUUGUUUUCUAUCAUUGUUGAUAUGCGGAAGUAAUUUACCAGUACUGGUAAGCAUCCUUUCAUUUAAAACGCUGCGUACGGCGAACAAUAUGUUCCUUCUGAGUCUAGCAAUAGCUGAUAUUUGUAUUUGGGUAGUUGUUCUACCAUUAAACAUUAUCAACCGUUAUAUGACCCCAUUCAUCUUUGAAGGGGUGAUGCAAAAUGAAAACAUCUGUAUCGCCAAGUGUUUCUUUAAUGUGUGUCUAUCGGGUGCAUCUCUUUUCAGCAUGGGUGGUAUCGCGCUAGAUCGUUACGUUGCUGUAACAAGACCCUUAAAAUAUAAAGUACUUGUAACACGCACACGUACAUUGUGGUUCAUCACACUCGGUUGGUUUUAUUCCAUUGUCGUUGGUUCCAGCUUCAUGUUUUUCAGACGUGGAGCCCAUUUUGACGAAUAUAACGUCGAAUGUGUGAAACAAGUGUUCACUCGUGGAUACAUGAUUUUUGUGAACGCGAAUAUCUUUGUUCUUUUUGUGAUCAUCUUGGUUUCACACAUUGUCGUGGCAGUUGUUGCAGUCCAACAACGUUCGAAGUGUAUUCAAAGACUAACAAGAGUUAACAAUACUCUUGCAGUGAACUAUUUGAAGGAGAGUCGGUUGGUAAAAACAAUAACUUUGGUAGUAGUGUUGUUCGCACUCUGUU